Messenger RNA from Terrapene triunguis (Three-toed box turtle), 1861 nucleotides. Its product is annotated as beta-Ala-His dipeptidase-like. NCBI's taxonomy places the organism in Eukaryota, Metazoa, Chordata, Testudines, Emydidae. Gene Ontology annotation, cellular component: cytosol. Bases 54 to 1535 code for a protein of 493 amino acids. The transcript has 11 exons. Gene Ontology annotation, molecular function: dipeptidase activity. The record is from RefSeq and is a predicted model, not a curated record. Gene Ontology annotation, biological process: proteolysis.
AACACAGAUCAGACCGUUACCCUGUUACGACCACCUCUACCACCAAUGCACUAAUGAGACAAUUUUGGAAGCUGCUCCAUUUCACAGCCAUGACUGCCCUGGUGCUUGCCAUAUUGUUCGUGUCACUUACUACAGCAGUAUCUGUGCCUUCAGAUCAAAUAUUUCAGUAUAUUGAAGAACAUCAAAAUGAAUACGUGCAGAGACUCAAAGAUUGGGUGGCCAUAGAAAGUGAUUCCAAUGACCCUGCAAAGAGACAUCUGGUUAUAAACAUGAUGCUUUUGGCAGAAGAGAGGAUAAGAAAGUUAGGUGGAACAGUUGAGAUGGUAGAUCUGGACAUGCAAGAGCUACCCAAUGGAAACAAAAUCUCUUUGCCACCAGUUAUUCUGGCAAACAUUGUAAAAGAUCCAAAAAAGCCUACCGUUUGUUUUUAUGGGCAUAUGGAUGUGCAGCCGGCAAAAAUUGAGGAUGGAUGGUCAACAGAGCCUUACAUAUUGACAGAGAAAAAUGGCAAUCUCUACGGACGAGGUGCAUCUGAUGACAAAGGACAAGUUCUGGCUGUGCUGAAUGCAAUUGAAGCACUUCAAAAACAUGAACUUCCUGUUAAUGUAAAGAUUCUGCUUGAAGGUAUGGAAGAAGUAGGGUCCAUUGGGCUAAAUACACUAGUUGAACAGAGAAAUAGUACAUUUUUUUCUGACGUUGAUUACAUUGUGGUCACUGACUCCGCAUGGCUCAGCAACAAACCUGGUAUUACAUAUGGGACCAGAGGAAACUGCUACUUCUUUGUUGAGGUAGAAUGUGCUAAACGAGACUUACACUCAGGGGGCUUUGGAGGAAUAUUACAUGAAGCAAUGAAUGACUUAAUAUUUCUGUUAAACACCCUGGUAGAUUCCUCUGGUCAUAUCCUGAUCCCUGGAAUUUAUGAAGCAGUAGCUCCUCUCACUGAAAACGAAAAGAAACUCUAUGAAGGAAUUGAAUAUGACCUGGACCAGAUUAUGGCCAAAUAUGGAAUAGAAGAGUUUCGUAACAAAACUAAGGAAGAAUUAUUAAUUCAAAGAUCACGCUAUCCAUCUCUUUCCAUCCAUGGAAUAGAAGGAGCUUUUUCUGCACCUGGAACUAGGACUGUAAUCCCUGCAAAAGUAACUGGAAAGUUUUCAAUACGUCUGGUGCCGAACAUGGAGCCUUCUGUAGUAGAGAAACAGGUGACUGACUAUUUGAACAAGAAAUUUACUGAACUGAACAGUCCUAACAGCAUUAAAGUGACCAGUAACAUAGGAUCAAAGCCCUGGCUAUCUGACAUAAAUGAACCUCAGUAUUUGGCUGCAAGGAAAGCAAUUAAAAGAGUGUUUGGAAAAGAGGCUGACAUGAUCCGUGCAGGUGGAACAAUUCCAAUUGCCACACAUUUUCAGGAGGUGACUAGAAAGAGUAUAAUGUUACUGGGAAUAGGAGGACCUGAUGAUGCUCCACAUGGGCAAAAUGAAAAGAUCAGCAGGUAUUUUUUACUCAUUUUCUUAAAAAGUUUUAAAGUGCUAAUAUAAUUUCAGAAGAAAAAAUAUACAAUACUGUGACAAAUAAAAAAACCCCACCUUGAAUUUACAUCACUUUUUCAAAUGGACAUGUAGAACUCCCAGAUGUAAUUUUGAAAAAGUGGUGUAAAUGCAGGCUCCUCACCUCAAAUGCUGCUAUUUUCCCUUCUCAAAAAACUGUAGUCAAAUAAUGCACUACAACAUAUUUGGAAUUUUAGGAAUUAGUCAUUUGAAAACAUCCAAGUUGAAGAGCUCCUUUAAAGUAAUCAAGUUGGUUAAAAUGUGUGUGCCUUCACCAGGAUGCUUUCUUUCCUACUUUUCUAUGUCCUUGAUUCACU